Hemiscyllium ocellatum (epaulette shark) is the source of this 969-nucleotide messenger RNA. Its product is annotated as E3 ubiquitin-protein ligase TRIM69-like. The transcript is spliced from 2 exons. NCBI's taxonomy places the organism in Eukaryota, Metazoa, Chordata, Chondrichthyes, Orectolobiformes, Hemiscylliidae. Bases 60 to 665 code for a protein of 201 amino acids. Gene Ontology annotation, molecular function: protein binding. The record is from RefSeq and is a predicted model, not a curated record.
AUGGCUCCCUGACUAUUGGGAAGUUCAAAGGACCUUUACAGUAUACAGCAUGGAGAGAUAUGUUAAGCUACGUUAACCCCACCUCGCUGACUUUGGACCCAGUCACAGCAAAUCCUCGCCUCGUCUUGUCUGCAGACCGAACUAGUGCAAGAUUGGCGAAAAGGCAGCAUGUUUUCCCUCACAAUACGAAGAGAUUUGAUCUAGAGCUCUUUGUCCUGGGAUCGGAGGGAUUCACAUCAGGGAGACAAUACUGGGAGGUGGAGACAGGAAAUAAGACUUUGUGCAUUGUCGGAGUGGCCCAAGAGUCUGUCAAGAGAAAAGGGAACGUUAACCUGAAACCUGAGUCUGGAUAUUGGGUUUUGUGGCUCUUCCCCGAAAGCGAUUCUGCUUCCUUCAGAUCAUCCUCGAGGGCAAUCCACACUCAGAUGGAGAAGCAACGGAAGAUUGGAGUUUUCUUGGACUAUGAGGGUGGACAGGUGUCAUUUUACAAUGCAGGCACCAUGUCCCACCUCCACACUUUCACCCACACUUUCACUGAGAGGGUCUUUCCCUUCUUCAGUCUUCAACCCAAUGACAGACAGAAGAAUAAAGCAAUGCUAAAAAUCUGCGGGAUUAGUGGUCAUCUGGAAGAACAUCCCAUAAUUUCUGCCUCCUGCCCACUGUAAACUGAUGGGGAUUGGUCUCAGUCAUGGGUUAAUAGUCUAGGAAUAGACCCUAUAUCGGAACUGGGAACUUAAAGAUCCACAAGGAACUCUAUAGGGCAUGAUGAAAGAAGGAGUUGGAGAGGGGGGAGAAAAGCAAAUAGAAGCUCAAUUGUGGAAAGAGACUUACCGGGUAUAAUGAGCUCUGAGCCGCAGGAACCCGGUAACCUUCCUGCCUGUAAUGUUGCUCCACAGACGGGAGGUGGCGCUCUAUGACGGUGUUGUAGAUGAAUCUGUCAGUGGUUCUCAGACUGGGCUCAGUGGAGUC